AUGUCACUAUCUGGGAAUAACUUUGAGAACCCCCAGAACAAUGGAACUUCUAGACUUUUAAAAAAUGUACAAAGACUUGCUUUGAACAAUGUCACAAAUACAACAGCAGGCCCUCAUGUUGGCUUUCUUGGUUCACAAUCUCAAGAUAACUCUGCAUUAAGAAGCUUCAAGUCAUCGAUUGCAAACUUAAAGGGUGACUCAGUACCUACUUAUAAAGUUAACCCAUUGUCUAGACCAGCCUUGGUUAACAAUGAAAGAGAUUUAACAAAGACAAAAUUGGGUAUACAAGAAGAAAAGGAAACAAGAAACUAUGAAGAAAACAAGGAGAAUCAUGGACCCCAGAAAGGACAUUUCACACAGUAUGAUGAGAGGGUAGAAGAUAAAAAUCAGUCAGAAUCGACAGUUUCAUCACAAACCACAACAGAAUCGACGCAAAUAACAACGAGUAAUGGUGAUGAUGACCAAACUGAGGAAGAAAAUAGCGAGGAUGCUGACUCAAAAAAGAAACGCCCAAUUUCUACUAUUGUGGAACAAGAUAUACCCAAAAAGUUCAAGUCAUGCAAUCGUUUUGGAACAGAAGAGUACGAAUGGGAAGAUCUAGAUGCUGAGGAUGCCAAUGACCCUUUCAUGGUAAGUGAAGACGUAAACGAUAUUUUUGAGUAUCUUCAUCAGUUGGAAAUUGUAACUUUACCAAGAAAGGAGGAUCUAUACAAGCAUAGAAAUAUUUGCCAGAAUAGGGAUAUAUUAGUGAAUUGGCUGGUAAAGAUACAUAAUAAAUUUGGUUUGCUUCCAGAAACACUAUAUCUAGCGGUAAAUUUGAUGGAUCGUUUUCUUUGCAAAGAAUUAGUUCAACUUGAUAAAUUGCAAUUAGUAGGAACAUCGUGUCUCUUUAUUGCAUCAAAAUAUGAAGAAGUUUAUUCUCCAAGUAUUAAGCACUUUGCUUCGGAAACUGACGGAGCAUGCACAGAAGAUGAGAUUAAAGAAGGUGAAAAAUUUAUUCUGAAGACACUAGAAUUUAACCUCAACUAUCCUAAUCCAAUGAACUUUUUAAGAAGAAUAUCAAAAGCUGAUGAUUAUGACAUCCAAUCAAGAACGUUAGCCAAAUUUCUACUAGAAAUAUCACUAGUUGACUUCAGAUUCAUUGGUGUAUUACCAUCAUUAUGCGCAGCUGCAGCCAUGUUCUUAUCCAGAAAAAUGUUAGGUAAAGGCCAAUGGGAUGGGAAUUUAAUACACUAUAGCGGUGGAUACACAAAAAAUCAAUUGGCUCCUGUUUGUGAGAUGAUUAUGGACUAUUUAGUUAGCCCUGUUGUUCAUGAUGAAUUCCAUAGAAAAUACCAAUCAAGAAGAUUCAUGAAAGCAUCCAUAAUAUCUGUUCAGUGGGCUUUAAAGGUCAGGAAAAAUGGAUACGAUAUAAUGUCACUACAUGAGUAA
Molecule: messenger RNA, 1431 nt
Organism: Nakaseomyces glabratus
Lineage: Eukaryota; Fungi; Ascomycota; Saccharomycetes; Saccharomycetales; Saccharomycetaceae
Gene: CLB2
Product: B-type cyclin CLB2
Biological process (GO): mitotic cell cycle phase transition; regulation of cyclin-dependent protein serine/threonine kinase activity
Cellular component (GO): spindle pole body; cyclin-dependent protein kinase holoenzyme complex; nucleus
Molecular function (GO): cyclin-dependent protein serine/threonine kinase regulator activity
Source: RefSeq, a predicted model, not a curated record